Molecule: messenger RNA, 1944 nt
Organism: Pyricularia pennisetigena
Lineage: Eukaryota; Fungi; Ascomycota; Sordariomycetes; Magnaporthales; Pyriculariaceae
Exons: 3
Coding region: 1-1944 (647 amino acids)
Source: RefSeq, a predicted model, not a curated record
AUGGCUAUGAACAGAAGCCUCAGGACAACCACCAGGCAGCCAGCGGGCUUGUACACUGAGCUAGAAGAGCCAGCAAACAUCCGUCCAUUUUUCGUUCACCCAGAUACCCCAUACAACCCGCACCUAACACGCCUGCUUCCUAAGAAUUCACUCACGAUGGAUGACAAGAGGCGCACGCCCUCCGCGGCCUUGGCCAAGUUCUCAAGGCGGGCCAAUUUCGUCCUCUAUUCUCAGCACCGGGAUCCGCGGUGCGACCCGGACAAGAGCUACACCCCUCCAUACGAGCUCGACAGCGCCUUUGGUGAAACUCAUCAUCAACUGCCCGGGCUGACUAAAUGGCAAGCGUACGAACUCAGGAUGCUGGAUAGGGCGCACGGUCGCAGCAAGUCACCAGGGCCAGAAUGGCAGCGACCCCCAACCAAGGCUUCUACUUUGUCUACUUCGGCCUCAGGCAAACGAGACCGUGAUCCCAUGUUGAGUUCAAGGCUUGGGGUAUCAGAAGUGGGAGCCCUGGAUUCUGCUCAUGAGCCAUUCCCAAGUAUCGAAAAUGAUGAAUCCUUCGACUUUGGACUGACGCCAAAGAAGAGCCAAGAAACUUCUCAUGGUCACACGCACAAUAGAGUUUAUCAUCAAUGGUCUGACCUACCCGAAAAUAUUCGGCUCUGUAUCAUGAAGUUGAUGAGCGAACAUGUCGGUGCCAUCUGGGAAGCCCAAAGACUGUUAAUGCUCGACUUUGCGGAAAUUCAAGAUUUUGAAAAUCUUUACAUCCGAGAGCGUAACAAGUGCCUUGCAUAUACCGAAUCCGUCCUGAAAGGCCUCAAAAGCAAGGAGGCACUCGUCGAAACUCUCAGACGUGCUGGAAGGGAGGCUUCUGCUGACAUCGAGCUGUUGCGGCCAGAGCAUUUCGAAGAAGAAUACAAUCUGGUAAUUGACAAGGUCACGUCCACGGAUGUGAUUGCUGGGAAAUCGUUCCUUCAGAACAUUGGCCUAUCAGACUUUGGUGUCAUGCUCGAGAGAUUCGAGGGCGUUUCGACAGGACCAAUGUUCGAAAUUGAAUUUCGAUUGUCGGGAGAAGUUGGAAUCCCGCCUUUCCAAUUCGAACUUGAUUGGAACAUGACCGUGGAAGAAGGGCUAAUAUGCUCUAGGGCCAGCAAUGAAGCCCGGCAGCACCCUAUUUCUCAUGGUUGGAUGUAUUUGCAGCGGAGCCAGGACGAGCUGAAUCCUAACGUGAAUCCUAUGCGUUUGCACUAUACGAGUCCGCCGCUACAGAAUUCUGGGAAUGGAAGGGCGGGUAGUGAGAAAAGAAUCCAGAACAACAGGUCAAGUGAUUCAGUGGGAAGCAACCUGCAGCACAACUUCCAUAGGAUCCAGCCAAGAGUUAAUUCAUUCAGCAGGCUGACGCCAGUCUCAACUUCGAGUUCUGAUGAUUUGACAAAAGGAGCAGCGCUUAAACAGUCUGAUAAGCGGGAAGGUGGGGUUAUACAACAGUCAUCUCCUACCAUGAGGAGGAACGAUGAGAACGAAGCCGACGCUGUGCGCAAGCCCCGAGGCUGUAUCAAUGGCUCACUGAAUUCUUCAAAUAAAAAGCACAAAGGCACACCCAUCAUCACGACUACUGCUCCUCCAGUCUCAACGCAGCAUCCAACCACCCCCACGAGAAUUGUCCUCAAAACCUCCGUCGGACUGGGCAAGCGUGGCGCACCGGAGGAGUUAUCUGGUCCUCAGAAGAAGGCCCGCAUUACACAGGAACAAGGGACCAAGCAAUGCAGGUCCGCUGGUCUUUACACUCAAGACCAGCAACACAAGAACCAAAAACAGCCGAAUGGUGUUAUCAAGGCAGUUUUGGAGACAGCUGAAGUGACGCCGAUCAUCAGUGCAGUCGGUCACAAAAGAGCUGCUGGGCCGGUACCGAAGCAAAUCAUCCAGAGGGGGCUGCAAGCCUGA